UCAAAGAAUCUAAAAAUGUCUGGUCGUGGAAAAGGUCGUGCAAAGGGUGGCAAGUCAAAGACCCGAUCAAGCAGAGCUGGACUUCAGUUUCCCGUUGGUAGACUCCAUCGUCUUCUUCGCAAAGGAAAUUAUGCCGAGAGAAUAGGUGCAGGAGCUCCAGUUUACUUGGCAGCUGUCAUGGAAUAUUUAGCCGCUGAAGUUCUGGAAUUGGCUGGUAAUGCCGCUCGUGACAACAAGAAGUCGAGGAUUAUCCCUCGUCAUUUGCAAUUGGCUAUUAGAAAUGACGAGGAAUUGAACAAGCUUCUCUCUGGUGUCACCAUUGCUCAAGGUGGAGUUCUGCCUAACAUUCAGGUUGUUCUCUUGCCCAAAAAGACUGAAAAGAAGGCUUAAGUUUCAAGCCCACUUACUGCUUUUACAAUCGGCCCUUUUCAGGGCCAAAAAAUGUUUUAACGUUGGAAUGGUAUUUAAUUCUGAUACAUGUAUGUGGUCCAGCCGUGUUACUGCCAUGCUAUUUAAGAAGGCAAGUUCUAAAGAAAAAAUAAACCUAGGAAAAGGUCUGGUUUUUGAAUGAUCUAUAAAUGAUAAUUAUUCACUACUAAUCAUGAUUGUAGCUUCCAUUGAUUACACUUUUCUUAUACGCUUAGUGGGGUCCAAUCUAGAAUUUACUUUUGUCUUGUUAAAAUUUGUUGAGCUGCAACUUUCUAGGUUUCAAAAGUCAACAUUACUUGGGCUUGAUCGCUAAUACGCUCAAACAUGAAAAGCAUUUUACAUAACAGGACGAAGUUAAAAACCUUUCUAAAUGCUAAAAAUCUUUUUUCAUAAAACUUUAUAAUUAUAUAAUCUUUA
Belonocnema kinseyi is the source of this 846-nucleotide messenger RNA. RefSeq names its product histone H2A-like. Gene Ontology annotation, cellular component: nucleosome. The transcript has a single exon. Lineage: Eukaryota; Metazoa; Arthropoda; Insecta; Hymenoptera; Cynipidae. The record is from RefSeq and is a predicted model, not a curated record. The coding region runs from base 16 to 390 and encodes 124 amino acids. Gene Ontology annotation, molecular function: DNA binding; protein heterodimerization activity; structural constituent of chromatin.